AUGGCCAAGAACUCAGCUGACACGAAGAAGGCUUCGCCCAAGAAGGACGAGUCUAGCCCCCUUCCUCCUCAGCUUCUUGCUGCUGUCUCUUCCUUCUUGUUCGACAAUGGCUUCGCCGGUGCGAGCGCCUCUCUCGCUAAAGACCUGAAGAAGGCCGGUCAGGCUCAGGCCGAGGCGAAAAAUGUGCCGUCUCUCCUGGACAUCUACCAGUCGUGGGAGAAGUCCGCCUCGAAUGACUCUUCGAGCUCGGACAGUGACAGCAGUGAUUCCGACAGCGACAGCAGCUCCAGCUCCGAUAGCGAUGCCAGCGACUCAGACGUUGAGAUGGAAGAUGCGCCCAAGAAGGAUACCAAGUCUGCUCGCGCCGCCUCUCCCGCUUCGUCUUCUUCUUCUAGCUCCAGCUCUAGCUCUGAAAGCGACGCCGAUGAUGAGAGCGAGGACGAGGCCGCUCCCAUUCCCUCCCCCGCUGUGAGAAAGCAGACUGGCACUAAGCGCAAGGCUGAGUCCAGCAGCGAGUCGUCUUCCGACUCUAGCUCUGACUCCGACUCUUCUGAGGACGAGGCUCCCAAGUCCAAGAAGGUCAAGGUAUCCAGCUCUGACUCUUCUUCUGAGGAGUCCUCGGAGUCUGAUUCCGAUUCCUCUGAUUCCUCCGAUUCUUCCAGCUCUAGCGACUCCAGUGACUCCAGCGACUCCUCUGACUCCGACUCUGAUGCUUCUGAGUCCGAGAAGAAGUCUGCCAAGAAGAUCGAUUCCGAGGCUCUGAAGCAAGCGAAGAAGACUCCUCUCCCAGAAUCUAGCAGCUCAGACUCCUCUUCGUCUUCCGACAGCUCUGAUAGCUCUGAUGACGAGAAGACUGGCGGUGUUUCCGUUUCCAAGAACGACUCUGACACUAGUGCUACCCUCUCUGCUUCUCCCGUUGAGGGUACUUCCUCCAGCUCCAGCCCUGCCCCCGGCAACGGCCCGGCUAAGAAGAAGCACGUCGGUGCUCGCCCCACUCCCCUCGCUCUUCUGAGCCAGGAGCCCUUCGAUGGCCCCAUUAACGACUACGUUUCCUACGCCUAUGCCGAUCGUGCUUACGCCGACCUCUCGGUCACCCGUGGCAAGGGCUUCACCAAGGAGAAGAAUAAGAAAAAGCGCGGCUCCUACCGCGGCGGCCCCAUUGAUAUCACCGGGGGCAAGUCCUUCAAGUUCGACGACUAA
Messenger RNA from Penicillium atrosanguineum, 1200 nucleotides. RefSeq names its product nucleolar and coiled-body phosphoprotein 1 family protein. The coding region runs from base 1 to 1200 and encodes 399 amino acids. The transcript has 2 exons. NCBI's taxonomy places the organism in Eukaryota, Fungi, Ascomycota, Eurotiomycetes, Eurotiales, Aspergillaceae. The record is from RefSeq and is a predicted model, not a curated record.